AUGACCAAAAAUGACAGAAAAAUUGAAAAAAAGAACUUGGCGCUUUUUCUUAAAGGCGCAGAGCUUAAAGUUGUAAAUGGAGUCUCGCCGUGA
This is a messenger RNA of Caenorhabditis briggsae, 93 nucleotides long. Bases 1 to 93 code for a protein of 30 amino acids. The transcript has a single exon. The record is from RefSeq and is a predicted model, not a curated record. Lineage: Eukaryota; Metazoa; Nematoda; Chromadorea; Rhabditida; Rhabditidae.